This is a messenger RNA of Ipomoea nil (Japanese morning glory), 1007 nucleotides long. Its product is annotated as selT-like protein. The record is from RefSeq and is a predicted model, not a curated record. Bases 97 to 780 code for a protein of 227 amino acids. Gene Ontology annotation, molecular function: thioredoxin-disulfide reductase (NADPH) activity. The transcript has 4 exons. Gene Ontology annotation, cellular component: endoplasmic reticulum membrane. Gene Ontology annotation, biological process: cell redox homeostasis. Lineage: Eukaryota; Viridiplantae; Streptophyta; Magnoliopsida; Solanales; Convolvulaceae.
AAAAACCUUUUAACCCCUCUCUAGUCUCUUCGCUCUCAAAUCUGCGAACUCGUCAAUACAAUACCUUUCUCGAGGUUGCAAGCGUUGAGAGUAACAAUGAUGGAUCGUUCUCAGCUGCUUCUAGUGGGGCUGCCCCUCUUCCUCUUCUGCUCCGAUGUCUUCCGCCUGUUUUCUCCGCCGCCUCCAAAGCCUGCCGCCCAUCACUACUCACCGCCUGCGCCGCUCAUCCAACAGCCUCAAACCCUAGAUUUCCCCACACAGUCUGCUAGUGGUGGGAUUGGUGGAAUCGGCCUAGGCAACACUGUCAAUAUUGAUUUCUGCUCUUCUUGCUCUUACAGAGGUACUGCUGUGACAAUGAAAAACAUGUUGGAAACUCAGUUUCCUGGCAUUCAUGUUGUUCUUGCGAACUACCCUGCUCCAUUUCCAAAACGUGUGCUAAGCCAACUGGUUCCCAUUGUUCAGUUUAGCGUUAUUGGUAUUAUAAUGGCUGGUGAUCAAAUUUUUCCAAGGUUGGGUUUUGCUGUUCCUCCUCCAUGGUAUUACAACUUGCGUGCAAAUAGAUUUGGAUCUAUGGCAAGCACUUGGCUUCUAGGAAACUUCCUUCAAUCAAUGCUGCAGAGUUCUGGUGCAUUCGAAGUGUCUUGUAAUGGCGAACUGGUUUUCUCCAAGCUUAAGGAGAAGAGGUUUCCUGGCGAAAUUGAGUUGAAAGAUCUUGUUGGCAGAAGAAUUGCAAAUGUAAGGGCGACAGAUGAUUUUCUAUUGAACUCUCGAAGGGGAUAAUUUUUAUUUCACACAUUGUAGAAGGAAAAAAAUGUUGUUUUAGCAUAUGUAUAAUUCCUUGUUUUUGCAGUUUACUUUUGAGUUGAGUUGUUAUGGUCCAAUGCACCUUUUGUAAAUUUAGACACUUUUUAACUGCUACAUUCACAAGUUCAUAAGUUGUCAUAGUACCUAAUGCUGAAUCUUCUCUAGUUCUUUCUCAUAAAUUUCAUCUUGUUUUUUAACUGAAA